Molecule: messenger RNA, 2190 nt
Organism: Thecamonas trahens ATCC 50062
Lineage: Eukaryota; Apusomonadida; Apusomonadidae
Product: dynamin
Exons: 1
Coding region: 1-2190 (729 amino acids)
Cellular component (GO): membrane; microtubule; cytoplasm
Molecular function (GO): GTP binding; GTPase activity; microtubule binding
Source: RefSeq, a predicted model, not a curated record
AUGGCCGCUGUGAACGGACUCGUGUCGGAGAAGACCAAGAGGGCGACUGAUCUCAUGGAUGAACUCCGUGAUCUUGCGCCGGAGAGCAUGCGCAGUGAGCUGCCGCAGAUUGGCGUUUUUGGUCAGCAGUCUGCCGGUAAGUCGUCGGUCCUUGCGGCGCUGUCGUCCAUCGAGUUCCCAUCGGGCUCAUCGACGACCACGCGGUGUGUGACGCAGGUUGUCCUCCGGCCAGGGCCUGAGGAGCGCUGCACGGUCAAGCUGUUUGCGGUCGGCGACACGCCUGACGACAACGUUGCGGAGCUUGUCGAGUCGUUUGGCACGCAGACGACCAGUCUUGACACGGCAAAGGAGCGCAUCACGGAAGCUACGGAGCAGAUUGCCGAAGCCUAUUCCGGGCGCAGCAUGACGAUGUAUGCUGAUGUCGAGAUCCACAUUCACGUGACCUCGCCGGGCUGCGUGACGCUUACCAUGAUCGACGUGCCUGGGCUGGUCUCGACCGGGAUUUCCGACGCGGACCAGGCGGCCAUUCGCAACAUGUCGGAGCGAUUCAUGCAGCAGUCCCGGACGAUCAUUCUGGCUGUGGCGUCGGCGUCGGAGGAUCCGGCCAACUGGGCUAUUCUCGAGCUGGCCAAAAAGCACGAUCCAAACCAGGCGCGGACGCUUGGGGUGAUCAGCAAGGCCGACAAGGUCUCUUCUUCGGAGACUGGCGAACUGCGGUCCAUUCUCUGCGGCAAGUCGGACAAGUACAAUCUCAUGCGCGGCUACACGCUCGUCAAGUGCCGGUCCGAAGCCGACGUCAUGGGCGGCGUCACUCUUUCCGCGAGCCUCGACCAAGAGAGCCUGUUCUUCGCGACCACCGAACCAUGGGCCUCACUCCAAUCCACUAUGAAGUCGGCUUUUGGGACGUCAAGGCUCAAGAAGCGGCUGGCGAACCUGCAGGAGGCGCAUAUCCGGAAGGUGUUGCCGGACGUGCGUGAGUCGUUUGAGGCCGAGCGGAGGAAGCUGGAGGCGGCCGUGGAUGCUCUCGGCACCAAAAUUGAGUCUGUCCAGGAGCAGAUGCAGUGCAUGCAAGAAAUCUUUGACGACAUCGCGGGCGACUUUGAGGCGGUCCAGCGCGGCAAGUUUGCCGACGCCAGGGUGGUCAAGCCGCUCAUCCUUGGCAAGAUCGCUGCCGACGAGACGGAUGACGGCGCGGGCUCGUCCGACGUGUUGCAUCUCGCUGAUGACAGGCUAGCCGCACUGGAGAUGCGGUUUGGGUGGCGACUGCGGGCAUGGCUCGAGGCCGAGAACGCGACUUUCAAGACCAAAAUGGCUGUGGCGGCCAGCGUGAAGAGCAUCGAUCGCGAUCUGAUGUUCUGCUCGGGAAAGGAUGGAGAAGAAGAUGCAGCACGCGAGGCUGCGGCCGCGGCGGCGUUGCGGGCGGAGCUUGUGGAGCGAAUCAACUACUCGCGCGACGACUCGCUUGCUGGCCUUUUCGUGCCGUUUGAGAUCUUCCGGUCGAUCUUUGUGGAGCGGCUUGUGUCGUGGCGCUGCGUGGUGAACGAGCACGCUGAGCUGGUGUUUGCCGGCAUCCGCAACCUGUUGCGCGAGGUGGUCAAGCAGACCAUCGCCAAGCACAGCAUCCUAUUUGACCGCUUCCCGGCGCUUGGUGGGGUGGUCAAGGGCGUGGUCGAGACUGUGGUAACCAAGUACAUCGAUGAGGCCGUCCACGAGCUCGAAGAGCUCUUUGUUCAGGAGCGGUCGCCGCACACGCUCAACGACUUGCUCCUCCACCAGUUUAUGGAGAAGAGCCUGGCGCCGUUUGAAAAUGCGAUCGAGAACUACCGCUGCGACGAAAAUGGCAACCUUGUCAUCGCGGAGGAUGCCUUGCGGUUGCUUGUCCAGAACCACUGGUACCUGCGGGACCUGUCGCGGGAAGACUACGAGGCGAUCACCAUCCACAACGGCCUCGACGCAUACCAGGGUGUUGCAUCGCGGACAAUCGUGGACACGACGGCCAAGAUCGUGAUCAAAAACCUGCUGGAGCGGCUGACGAGGGCGCUGCAGCGGCCCGAAGCCGAUCUGAUUAGCGCAGCCGAGUGGCAGCAGGUGUUCUACGAGUCAGCGUCGACGGUGAUGCGGCGGCGGCAGCUGGAGCAGCGGCUCGAGCGGGUGCGGGACUGUCUGACCGCGCUCAACAUGCCGGUGUGA